Molecule: messenger RNA, 198 nt
Organism: Clunio marinus
Lineage: Eukaryota; Metazoa; Arthropoda; Insecta; Diptera; Chironomidae
Source: the annotation of a GenBank genome assembly
AUGCAUUUGUUUGUAAGUCAUUACAUCCUCGAGAUUCAUCUGCGUAGGCACCUUGAAAUAUUCCAGAAUUGGAUCGUAAAUGUCAAUGGCACCACAUUAGAUGGCCGACCUCAAAUUUUAUUAUCGUCCAAAAACACGCAGAAGAAUCUUGCAGAAUUCCAACGAGAUUGUGAUAAUUGCAAAUCAAUUUUGAAGUGA